AUGUUACAAUUAAGUAAACAAGUUCAAACAAAUUUAGGAGAUUUAUCGUGGAUUGUUGCUGCAAGAAGUUUUGGUUUUAUAUUAUCAAUUGUUUUCUUUGGAAUUAUUUUUCAAUCAAUUCCAAAAUAUCAUUCGGAUAGUCUUUUAGCUAUUGGUUAUCUUCUUCCAACUUUUGCAACAGCAUUGACUCCACAUUUAACAUCAUUAUGGACACUUUGUUUGGCUUUAUUAUCUCAAGGAAUGUUACAAGGAAUUUCCGAUUUAGCAAUUAAUACAUUAAUAACGAAAAUGUGGUUAGAAGAUUCGACAUCUCCAUUAAAUUGUGUUUAUUUGGGAUAUCCAAUCGGAGCAUUACUUUCAAUAAUUAUUGUUCGAAUCUUUCAUUUUUCAGGUGGAAUUGAACAAAGUUUUACCAAAUUUUUUCUUUCAUUUCUUGAAAAGCAAAAUUUAAUUUCUGAUCAAAAUAACGUUGUUUAUCCGAUGAUUUUCUAUUGGUUUUCAAUGUUAAUUGGACGAAUAAUUUGUACAUAUUUAACAAUGUCAUUAUUUAGUCCCGAGAUAAUGUUAACAAUUUCCUUAUUUUUCUCUUUAUUAACAUAUAUCAUUUGGAUAAUUCUUCUUUGGUAUUUUCAAAUAACAUUAUUUACGGUUGAUUUUUUAAUCAUAUUAAAUGGUUUAUCGAUUUCAACAAUAUCACCAACAUUUAUUGGAUGGAUAAAACAUUAUUUAGUUUUAUCACCAAUUGAAUUAGCAUUUCUUUUAUCAUCAAAUGCUCUUGGUGGAUUUGUAUUUGGUUUAAUAUCUGGUUAUGUUUUUCAGUUUUAUGGUUCAAAACAUUUAUUUACUGUUUUAAUUAUCACAAUGAUUUUCUGUUCAAUAUCUUUUCUUUUAUCGUGGUUUUAUCAAAAUUUCAAUUCAAAAAAACAUCAACAUAUAGAGAAGAAUUCCCAGGCAAUUCAUGAUGAUCAUCUUUCAAUAAAUUUUAUUGAUCAAGAUUAA
Messenger RNA from Adineta ricciae, 999 nucleotides. The record is from the annotation of a GenBank genome assembly. NCBI's taxonomy places the organism in Eukaryota, Metazoa, Rotifera, Eurotatoria, Adinetida, Adinetidae.